AGCUUCACGAAACUAUGACAACAAUUUGGAUCUGUUGGUGGAAAAGACUGACUUCAAUUGGUCAAUUAAGUCAAGUCAAGAGCAUGCAGAUGUGGGACAAGUUCUUGAAAAUAAACCAUGAGUCCUGCUGCAGAUAACCCCUUUGUCUUCACAUUCAAACUCAACAAUGUCCUCAUCAAUGUUUUGGGAAACGUCUUCUUAAGGCUUACCAUCUCGGCUUCAUCCAGGAAGGAUUUAGUAAAGGAGGUCGUCUACCAAUCUGGAGAGUCUGAAGAAGAGGUCAAAGAUCACAUUUUCAUCACUGAUGUUGUGGCAAUAUCUUCAGAGAACCAGGAUGGAUACAUCUCAUUUGCCAAAAAUAAUGUCACGUUUUAUUUGCCCAAAGACUUAUGCCAAAAUGGAAAAGGAAAAGAAGUGACCCUUGAGAUAGCAGCCUAUGAUCAGACAGAGAACAAGAAGAUAGCUGAGUCCUCAUUCCUCAUUUAUCCAAGGGGAAAGAAAAGCUCACAUGCAGGGACCAGUGAGGAGAUCUACAGGCAAUCAGGAGAACUGUUACUCGUCACUAAACUUCCAGAGGAAUCCAUUCUCGUCCAGCUUGGAAUAGUGAAAUAUGAAGCUAGUCUUCGAUCGCAAGAGCUUCCCUCACCUAUCCCCUCCACCCCGUCCCCUCUCCCCUCCCCUACUAUGGUUCCAACCCCUCAGCCGGAACCCCUGCCAGAAGACCGGCCAGAACCUCUCCCUGUGGCUUUACCAGAACCAGAGCCGGAACUAGUACUCAGGCAGCGCACCCCCACCCCUCCUCCUGUGCCACCUGUGGUGACAUUUGACCCUCCAAAGCGUAGAGAACCUAGCAGACCAUCGGGUAUGAUAGCACUACCCAACCUGGUGGAGGUGGUGGUGGUUGUGCAUGCUGCCAGUGGGUUGUCUGCCCUGCGAGACAAUUCUACCCCUCGCCCUUAUGUUCUAGGGAAGAUUCUACCAGGUUCUUCCAAGGGCAGGGCAGCUGUACCUCAUACCCAGACCCCUUGGCAGAGCACCCAUUCUACCGUUGCUCCUACCAUGAGUCCUAUAUGGGAGGAGGUGAUAUGCUGUAAGAUCCCGGCUGCUGAUAGUUGCUCAACUCAGUCUGAUGUUCUGACGUUGAAGAUUGUUGAUCAACCUACCAAGACUGACAUCUCAACCUUUGAGCUCUCACUGUCUUUGCUUGAACCAUUUCAUCAUUAUCACUUAGACCUAGUACAGGCUGUACCUCUAUCACCCAGUGCAAUCCAUCUCUACAUCACUAUCUAUCGCAAGCUGAGCAUGCUACCAGAAUGUGGAGAUUUCUCCUUCCAUGGUCUGGAAGUAAGACUAGUAUCCUUGGACCGUCGUCUGUACGAUGCUAUGGGCUCCAUCAUGGCUGUCACAAAGAUAGUUCCUGACUACCAGAAGUACAGAGAUGCUUUUCGUGAGCACACCCACCUGCUGAGUGUGGAGCCCUUGGUAGUGGAGAUGCCCGUCCCACAUCCCUCCUCAUUCCUGACAGCAACAAGGGGGAAGCAUCAGGGCUAUUCACAGCUUUGGCUAGCAGAUGUUUCAGAUAAUAUGCAGUGGGAUCACUCCUUUGUCUUCUGUCAUGAGAGAGAGCUAGCGUCCAUGUUUGUCAGUACAGCGGCUGUGGUUAUUGAGCUCUAUGAUGUCAACUCAGCCUUUGAUGGCACGAUGUGGCACCCUCACAGACCCAUUGGUUUUGCUGUGGUUCUCUUGGACAACAGGGUUUAUAAUGCUCUGACCAACAACAGAGGGAAGUUAGGGGUCAGGAUUCCUAAUGUACCUCUUCAGAUGUGUGUUCUACCAACUCACGGCAAGAAAACUCCCUCACUCUCUCUUGCACUCAGGCUACUUACAUCUCGGGUCCCAGAUUCUUUGCCCUCUGUGUCCAAAUUGGACACCCUUCCGUCCGUGGAUGGUUUUACAUCUCCUGAAACUCCUGAAGAUCUUCUACCCCCAAUCGAACCAACCUGGGGAGGCUUGAACCCUGAACCUGCAUAUUCUCCACCCACCACACCUUUGCCCCAACCUCUCUAUGAUUUGGUGAUCAUAGAUACCCGGAAAAAACUGUCCUUGAAAGAUGAUGACCUCCCACCUAGUGAUGCUCUUCAGAAUCUUCUGGAUUCCAAUCCACAAGACCGCUUGGUUCAGCCCGGGGAGAAGCCUACAUCAACCAAGGGACUGAUACCCACCAGGCUUCCUCCUCCUUCAGACAAGCCACAAUCAAGAGAGCCAAAAUCUCCUGUCGGUGGCGGUCAAAAUGAUCAGACACUUAUGAACCUGAUCGACUCACAGCAACGGGAGAUCGAGAGCUAUCGACAGGCCAUGAAGAGGAUGGGCGAGGAAGUGAUCAAGCAGCAGGACGCCCUCACGAGGUUAGAGACAGACAACUCACGUCUCCGUCAGCAGGCCAACAUGUACGAGGAUACGACCAGGGCAAUGGUGACUGAUGCUAAGCUGGAGGGUAUGAGCAAGGCAGAGAUGCUUGAGAAAUACGUGACAUUGAAGAGGUCCCUCUCUAAACAGGUCGCAGAAGCAGCAAACUACAGAGAGAAACUACUUCAUGCUCAGAACGACCUCAUCAAGCACAAUGACAGGGAGAAGCAUUAUCUGGACCAGCAGGAGGCCUCGCUGUCACAGUCUAAGCUCCUGCAGGAGAGGCAGGGGAAGGUGGUGAAGCUGGAGCAGGCUUGCAGGGAGCAGGAGAAAGCCCUAGAGAAGAUGGACCGAGCACUGAAAGCCAAACAAGGCAAGCAAGGGGUUCGCUUUAAAGAAGAAUCCCAGGAGACAGCAGCACUAGCAGCUGAGAAUGCCAGAUUGAAAGCAGAACUAGAACACAUGAAAGCUCUCUCUGCUUCUCAGCCGAGGGGAGGUUCCGCAAAUGAAGCAGAGAAGCUCAGGAUGCAGUUCAUGUUGGAGAGAACUGAGGGUAGAGUGUCAUCAUUAGAAAAAGAGCUACUGGAUAAAGCCAAAGAGUGGGGCAAAGAGAAAGCUAGCAUAUCACUGAGAUCAGAUGAUUCUCUAAGGCAACGCUCGUUACCUCCCCUGCCAUAUUAUGACAGAGGAAAACCCCGGCAGGACUACAAUGAUGCAUACACUGAUAGAUCAUAUGAUGCCAGAAGACCUAGACUGGGAUAUGGGACCCCAACAAGACUAAGUCCUCUCUACUAGACCAACAUCAGCGCCUCUCUCCUGGACCAUGCAAAGGCAUACCCAACCCUAUAACCUUAAACCUAAGCUAAUACCCAAUUGCGACCCAGAUUCUUACCCGAUAGUUUUGAUAAAAUGAAGCCUUGAGAUAUUGUCACUCAGGUAUUUGUAGGAGAAUACUUGUUUCAUCAUGAAAAUGUAGAGGAGUUAUAUUUAUUGUAAUUGUUUAGUUCACAGUGCCUGUUGAAGUAUUCCCACUAUGACAUCACAUAUAGUGACUGAAUUGCAGAUGAGAAGAUCUCCAUUUCAAUAGUGAUCAAACAGUGCUAGAACCCUUGUAAUUAAAUCCUUGUUAUUGAUAUUUUUAAUGGUUGAAGUACUACUAGCAGA
Messenger RNA from Strongylocentrotus purpuratus (purple sea urchin), 3570 nucleotides. Its product is annotated as coiled-coil domain-containing protein 33. The transcript is spliced from 21 exons. The record is from RefSeq and is a predicted model, not a curated record. Lineage: Eukaryota; Metazoa; Echinodermata; Echinoidea; Camarodonta; Strongylocentrotidae. Gene Ontology annotation, cellular component: peroxisome. Bases 118 to 3201 code for a protein of 1027 amino acids.